Molecule: messenger RNA, 4335 nt
Organism: Scleropages formosus (Asian bonytongue)
Lineage: Eukaryota; Metazoa; Chordata; Actinopteri; Osteoglossiformes; Osteoglossidae
Gene: mark2a
Product: MAP/microtubule affinity-regulating kinase 2a
Exons: 19
Coding region: 965-3385 (806 amino acids)
Biological process (GO): intracellular signal transduction; protein phosphorylation; microtubule cytoskeleton organization
Cellular component (GO): cytoplasm
Molecular function (GO): ATP binding; tau-protein kinase activity
Source: RefSeq, a predicted model, not a curated record
UCCGCGCAGCCGCCAUGUUCCUUCUCGCGCCCGCUUCCGGUGCCUGGAGUCGGCGCGAGCGCGGCUCAGAGUCGCUCACCAGGCGUUGUGAGGGCUGCCGCGAGUCCCCGUCAGACAGCCACGAACCCAGCGCAGAACGGCACGGCAAGACACGACAUAGCCCGCUCGAACCGCCUUCCGGGGACAUUGACACUUUGACAGUCGGCCACUUCGUCACGAUAACAACAUACCGCCUCGACGACCUUUUUUUUUUCCGACUGACGUGGUGGGGAAGAGCGAACGACAGUUGGCGGUUCGGCUCCGGGGUUCUGUCCGAAUGGAAUGGCAGCAGCGGCCAGCACCGCUCAUGGCUUUCGGAUUAUCCCCGACCCCGUAACUCGCACAGUUGUCUCAUCCAGCCUUUAGCUUUUUCUUUCCACCGGAGUUCUUCUACCGGAAAGCCACUCCAAUAUCGACGCAACUGUUUUGUUUUGGGUUUUCUUCCUCCGUCGGAAGGUCGCCCAAGUUCCACCAGGCGGGCCUGGCCUGGUCUGGCCUGAAGCGCGGAGCCUCGAGCUCGAGUGGGACGUACCUGCCGGGUUCGAAGCUCCUUGUCCGGCUGAAGUUAUCGCCAACAAGCCGCAUACUACUCACUGAUCACGAAGUGCCCCCCCCCCAUCGUCCCCUACUUGGACACUGACUGAUGCAGUCGAAUGACAGCUCUUUUUUUGAAGAGCCCUUGAGUAUUUGCGUUUUUAUUUUCCAGGAUUUAGCUCCUUGGAAGCUACUUUCCUGCCCUUUUAAGAAGAUGAGUACGGACACGUAGCCGGCUGACGGAUCGCUUCUUGGCUGAGCUGUUAAUGAGGAACUCAACCUGUUGAUCUCCCCGAAUCGAUGUGUGUCCGAGCCUGAAAAGCUUCGCCACCCUUUCCAUCCAUCCCCCACUUUUUAUUCUAUUGUUUUAUUUUUAUUAGAAUUUAUUAAAAUGUCGACGAGAGCGCCGCUGGUGACGGUCAACGAGCACUCGACAGGCCAGUCUCACUCCGAGUCUAAAGCAGGGGUCCGGUCCAGCAUGCCUCGGUGCCGAAGCUCCAUUGCUGCAACGACAGAAGAGCAGCCGCACAUUGGCCAUUACCGACUGCUCAAGACCAUUGGCAAGGGAAACUUUGCUAAGGUCAAGCUUGCAAGACAUGUCCUCACAGGGAAGGAGGUGGCAGUGAAAAUCAUAGACAAGACUCAGCUGAAUUCUUCUAGUCUCCAAAAGCUGUUUCGGGAAGUGAGGAUAAUGAAACUCUUGAACCACCCCAAUAUUGUGAAAUUGUUUGAAGUAAUUGAGACAGAGAAGACCCUGUACCUAGUGAUGGAAUAUGCCAGUGGAGGUGAAGUGUUUGAUUACCUUGUUGCUCAUGGGCGGAUGAAGGAGAAGGAAGCUAGAGCUAAGUUUCGACAGAUUGUGUCGGCAGUGCAGUACUGUCACCAGAAGUGCAUCGUGCAUCGAGAUCUCAAGGCUGAGAACCUCCUUCUAGAUGCUGACAUGAACAUCAAGAUUGCCGACUUCGGCUUUAGCAAUGAGUUUACUCUGGGCAACAAGCUGGACACGUUCUGCGGCAGCCCCCCAUAUGCUGCCCCUGAGCUCUUCCAGGGAAAGAAAUAUGACGGCCCAGAGGUUGAUGUGUGGAGCCUGGGGGUCAUCCUGUACACAUUGGUCAGCGGAUCACUGCCCUUUGAUGGACAGAACCUCAAGGAACUGCGUGAACGGGUACUAAGGGGGAAGUACAGGAUCCCCUUCUACAUGUCCACUGACUGUGAGAACCUGCUGAAGAAGUUCCUCAUCCUAAACCCCACCAAGCGGGGCAGCCUGGAGCAGCAGAUCAUGAAGGACCGUUGGAUGAAUGUGGGCCAUGAGGAUGACGAACUUAAACCCUACCAGGAGCCACAACCCGACUACAAGGACCCCAGGCGGACAGGUCAGCGUCCUGGCACAGGAGGGGAUUGGAAGAGAGAGCUCAUGAUACAAAUGGGCUACUCCCAGGAUGAGAUCCAGGACUCCCUUGUCAACCAAAAAUACAAUGAGGUCAUGGCUACGUACCUGCUGCUGGACUACAGGAACUCAGAGCUGGGUGAGGGUGUGAACCUCUUACUGAAGCCCCGCCCUUCUGACAUCAACAGCAGUGUUCAGUCUCCACCUCACAAGGUACAGCGCAGUGUCUCAUCCAGUCAGAAACCCCGGAGAGCCACUGAUCAAGGCCCCACCUCUUACUCCAAGCGUUCCCAUGGUGACAACAAACAUACCACGCCAGAAGAUGCUGGGAGAAAAGGUUCAGGUGGCUCUGCCAAAGUGCCCCCUAGCCCCUUGCCUUCGGGCGACCGUAAAAAAGCGACUCCCACCCCCUCCACAAACAGUGUCCAGUCCACUGGUACGAGUCGGAGUCGCAGCUCUCCGGCCCCUGAGAGAGCCACGCUGGGGGUGCAGAAUGGGAAGGACAGCUUGAACACCCCUGGGUCCCGUGCCUCCACCACCUCGGCAGCUAUCAUCCUGUCAGGCACCACCUCCUCCCGCCCACGCCACCACAAGUCCCUGUCCUCUUCCACCCACCCAUGCCCCCCUGACCUCCAUGCACAGCAGCCCAGCACCACCCCUCAGAGAAUGCCAGUGGCGUCUCCCUCUGCACACAACAUCAGUAGCUCCACGGUGACAGACCGCACCAACUUCUCCAGAGGGGUGGCCAUCCGCAACACCUUCCACGCGGGGCAGAGGCCAUCGCGAGAGCAGCACGGGACACCGGCCUCCCCAUCCCUCUCCCAGGGAAACAGCCAGCCGCGCCGUCCUGCAGCCUCGGGCAUCUUCAGCAAGUUCACCUCCAAGUUUGUGCGCAGAACUUUCUCAUUAAGAUUAACCAAAAGGAGUCCUUAUGAGGGGGAGGCGCGAGAUGAUUCCGACAGGCCCAUGCUCAGUGCUGUGGAUAAGACGGAGAAGGGUCCUGCAGGGACGCUGGGCUCAGCGGGCAGUGACAACAGGGAUUCGCUGCUGCCCUCCCCCACAGCGCCGGGCACAACCGUCCCCCCGGGGCCGCACCACAACCUCCACUCGGGCAAGGACCCCAAGCCGCGUUCGCUGCGGUUCACUUGGAGCAUGAAGACGACGUCAUCCAUGGAACCCAGCGAGAUGAUGAAGGAGAUCCGCAAGGUGCUGGACUCCAACAGCUGCGAGUACGAGCCACGUGAGCGCUACAUGCUGCUGUGCAUGUCCGGCGACCCGACACGGGACGACUUUGUCCAGUGGGAGAUGGAGGUGUGCAAGUUGCCCCGCCUCUCGCUCAACGGCGUGCGCUUCAAACGCAUCUCUGGUACCUCCAUUGCCUUCAAGAACAUCGCGUCCAAGAUCGCCAAUGAGCUCAAGCUGUGAACGUGGUGGAUCAGAGGGGAGGGCAGAGACGAGGUGAGCUGGUCGUGGGGAGAUGGGGAGGAACGAGGAGGUGUGACGCGGAAGCAGGAGAGAGCUCUGCUACUGACCGUGGGGUGGAGCGCAGCUGCUGUAUUACAGAAGACUGUACCGCAGAUUCAGAUUUUCUUUGAGGAGAUGUUCUUGUUUGAGGUUCCUCUACCCUUCCCCUAGCCAGUUACUUUUUAUUGUCCUCUUAACCUCUGGCAAUUUUUUUUGCUCCCUGUUUUAUUUUUUCUUGAAACUUUAUUCAGAAAGAGUGGAGUAGAGUGGCAACGGAGAGACCUGAACAUGUGGGCUUCCUUUUCUUUGUCCUUAACCACGCCAGCUCCUGUCCUUGCGGCCUGUAACCUCGGUCCCCUCUUUUAACCCCCUUCCAGAAGCAGAACUACAUUAGUGCGCUGUAUUACUUGAGUAUUUUGUCGCCUGUGCCCAGGUUGCUGUUGUACAUGCACAGAGAGCAGCGUGGCACAACACUCCGAAUGUGAAAAAACAGUUAACGUUGGGAUGUCACUGGACCUACCGAGCCCUUGGGCAGCCAUCACCGGCAACCGUUUACGUACCAGUAAGAACUUUUUGGGCCAAAGCGGUUCGGCCUAAGGGUGAUGUGCUGUCCUUCAGUGUUGGUCUUCACAGUGGUCUUUCGUAUUCAUAAAGCCUCACCUUGACAACACAAAACAUUAGUGUCUUACUGGAAGGUAAAGUGAGAGCGUGGAUUUGGUUACUUUUUUUUUUUUUUUUUCCUACUGCAGGGGUCAUUUAUCUGAUUUAACUAAGGGCCAAUUUAGUAAUUACUGGUGAACUGUAUUGUAAUUAAAAAUUGCUGGUUGGUUUCAAAGCACUGGAAUGCAUCUCUUUUGUUGCCUUUUUGGAGAAAAUUAUUAAUAUUAUAAGAAUAAAGAAAAUUGAAUGAC